AUGGCUCAAAAAUCAGCUAUUUUGUCUGUCUAUGACAAGACCGGUCUCCUCGACCUGGCCAAAGGUCUUGCUCAGCAGAAUGUCCGUAUUCUUGCGUCCGGUGGCACGGCCAAGAUGAUUCGGGAAGCUGGCUUCCCUGUCGAGGACGUUUCCGCCAUCACCAACGCCCCCGAAAUGCUCGGCGGUCGUGUCAAGACCCUCCACCCUGCCGUCCACGGUGGCAUUCUCGCCCGUAACAUCGAAUCCGACGAGAAGGAUCUCGCCGAACAAAAAAUCAACAAAGUCGACUAUGUCGUCUGCAACCUGUACCCAUUCAAGGAUACCGUCGCAAAGCCCAAUGUGACCAUCGCCGAGGCCGUUGAGGAAGUCGAUAUUGGCGGCGUGACUCUUCUCCGUGCUGCUGCUAAGAACCACGCUCGCGUUACGAUUCUGUCCGACCCGAAAGAUUACCCUGAAUUCCUCAAGGAGCUCGAGGCUGGUGAGAUUUCAGAGCAGACUCGUAAGCUUUAUGCUCUCAAGGCUUUUGAGCAUACUGCAGACUACGAUGCUGCUAUUUCGGCAUACUUCCGUAAGCAGUAUGCUGGUGACGGUGUGCAGUACCUCUCUCUUCGUUAUGGUACCAACCCACACCAGAAGCCUGCUGCGGCUUAUGUCACUGGAGGCAAGCUGCCAUUCAAGGUGCUUGGUGGUUCUCCCGGAUACGUUAACCUUCUCGACUCGCUCAACGCCUGGCCACUUGUCAAAGAAUUGAAGCAGGCUCUCGGUCUCCCUGCUGCCGCCAGCUUCAAGCAUGUUUCUCCCGCUGGCGCUGCUAUUGGUGUCCCUCUUAAUGAGAAGGAGCGCAAAGUCUACUUUGUCGACGAUAUUGCUGGAAUUGAAUCCUCUCCUCUGGCUCAGGCCUACGCUCGUGCCCGUGGUGCUGACCGCAUGUCCAGCUUCGGAGACAUCAUCGCGCUCAGCGACAAGGUCGAUGUCCCCACUGCAAAGAUCAUCUCUCGUGAGGUCUCCGACGGUGUUAUUGCCCCCGAUUACGAGCCCGAGGCUCUCGAAAUCUUGAAGAAGAAGAAGGGCGGAAAGUACCUCGUCCUCCAGAUCGACGAGACCUACACCCCUCCCGCAACCGAGACUCGUACCUUGUACGGUGUCCAGCUUGAGCAAGGACGCAACGACUUCACUGUCACCUCCAAGACAUUCAGCAGCAUCAUCACACCCAAGGACACCAAAACCCUUCCCGAGUCCGCUCUCCGCGACUUGACCGUCGCCACCAUCGCACUUAAAUACACCCAAUCCAACUCCGUCUGCUACGCUCUUAAUGGUCAGAUCAUCGGUCUCGGUGCCGGCCAACAAAGUCGUAUCCACUGCACCCGUCUCGCUGGCGAUAAGGCUGAUAACUGGUGGAUGCGAUUCCACGAGCGCACGCUCAACAUCAAAUGGAAAGCAGGUGUCAAGCGUGCCGAUAAGAGCAAUGCCAUCGACAUGCUCACCUCCGGCCAGGUCCCACCUCGCAACGAGGUUGAGAAAGCCGAAUAUGAGCGAGUGUUUGAGGAAGUCCCCGCUCCUUUUACCGCUGAGGAAAGAGAGGCAUGGUUGAAGCAAUUGACCAACGUCGCUGUGUCCUCGGAUGCUUUCUUCCCAUUUAUUGAUAAUGUGUUCCGUGCUGCUCGCUCUGGUGCCAAGUAUAUUGCUGCUCCUAGUGGAAGUCAGAAUGAUGGACCUGUUUUUGAAACUGCGGAGAAAUUGGGAAUUACUUUUGUUGAGCAGAGUACCCGUUUGUUCCAUCAUUAG
Messenger RNA from Talaromyces marneffei, 1785 nucleotides. RefSeq lists its product as uncharacterized. The coding region runs from base 1 to 1785 and encodes 594 amino acids. The transcript has 3 exons. Gene Ontology annotation, cellular component: cytosol. Gene Ontology annotation, biological process: 'de novo' IMP biosynthetic process. Gene Ontology annotation, molecular function: phosphoribosylaminoimidazolecarboxamide formyltransferase activity; IMP cyclohydrolase activity. The record is from RefSeq and is a predicted model, not a curated record. NCBI's taxonomy places the organism in Eukaryota, Fungi, Ascomycota, Eurotiomycetes, Eurotiales, Trichocomaceae.